Molecule: messenger RNA, 1197 nt
Organism: Grosmannia clavigera kw1407
Lineage: Eukaryota; Fungi; Ascomycota; Sordariomycetes; Ophiostomatales; Ophiostomataceae
Product: acyl-CoA dehydrogenase
Exons: 3
Coding region: 1-1197 (398 amino acids)
Cellular component (GO): mitochondrion
Molecular function (GO): acyl-CoA dehydrogenase activity; flavin adenine dinucleotide binding
Source: RefSeq, a predicted model, not a curated record
AUGACAACCCCACGGCGCACCGAUGAAGUAGAGAUGCCACCACUACCGAUUACGUCCUUGACGGAUAUCGAGGCAUCCAUGCAGGAAGCGGUGUCCAAGUUUGCCAGCGAGAUCGUGUUGCCGAAGGCCCGCGAAAUGGAUGAGGCCGAGGCCAUGGAUCCGGAAAUUGUGGAGCGGCUGUUUGAGCAGGGCCUCAUGGGGAUCGAGAUUCCAGAGGAGUAUGGUGGCUCAGGCAUGAAUUUCACAUCUGCCAUUGUGGCAAUUGAGGAGUUGGCUCGCGCAGAUCCCAGCGUCAGUGUUUUGGUGGACGUACACAACACCUUGGUCAACACCGUAUUCAUCAAAUACGCCAGCCCAGCCCUCAAGAAGCGGAUUCUGCCCAAGCUGGCCACCGAAUCGGUCGGCUCAUUCUGUCUGUCGGAACCCGUAUCGGGGUCUGACGCCUUCGCUCUGGCUACGCGGGCCACGGAGUCUGAGUCGGGCUUCCGGAUCUCUGGGUCCAAGAUGUGGAUCACUAACAGCAUGGAGGCUGAUGUAUUUGUGGUCUUUGCCAACCUCGACCCGGCAAAGGGCUACCGUGGCAUCACCGCCUUCCUAGUCGAGAAGGGCACCAAGGGCUUCUCGAUUGCCAAGAAGGAAAAGAAGUUGGGCAUCCGUGCGAGCAGCACAUGCGUCAUCAACUUUGACGACGUCGAUAUUCCCAAAGAGAACCUGCUUGGAGAGCGCGGUCACGGUUACAAAUACGCCAUUGGGCUGCUGAACGAGGGCCGCAUCGGUAUUGCCGCCCAGAUGACCGGCCUGGCCUUGGGUGCCUGGGAAAAUGCUGUCAAGUACUGCUGGAACGACCGGAAACAGUUUGGUCAGUUGAUCGGCGAGUUCCAAGGCAUGCAACACCAGUUUGCACAGUCUUAUGUCGAGAUUGCAGCUGCUCGAGCACUGGUCUAUAACGCGUCACGAAAGAAGGAGGCUGGCGAAGACUUUGUCAAGGAUGCUGCCAUGGCCAAGCUGUACGCGUCGCAAGUAGCUGGCCGCGUAAGUAGUCUGGCUGUGGAGUGGAUGGGUGGCAUGGGCUUCGUCCGCGAGGGUCUCGCGGAGAAGUACUUCCGCGACAGCAAGAUUGGCGCCAUUUACGAAGGCACCAGCAACAUUCAACUAAACACGAUUGCCAAGUUGCUUCAGAAGGAGUAUACCAACUGA